AUGGGUCAGGAAGAAUCUGGACUAAUGGUUCCUGGCGCUGGAAAUCCACCAGCAUCUCUACCUAGCGAUUGGCGUUAUACAAUUCAAACAGUAGUAAUGGAACGUCGAUUAGUUCCUGUCAAUAAAGAUCAAUAUAAAUUUCAUGCAGAGCUUGGUGCCGGUGCCUUUGGUUCGGUUUAUUCUGCUCGUCGUAUUUCAGACCAUAAACCGGUAGCUAUCAAAGUAGUGUCACUUGUCACAUGGAGUAGUGCAGAUGGAGAGAUGCUUGCCGAAUCAAUUCUUACUGAAAUUGAAAUGUCAAAGCGUUUAUCAAGAGCAUCUAAUCAUGUUGUACGCAUGUUUGAUUUUGACUUUCAUAGACAAUCAGGUCUGGCUUUUCUUGUUAUGGAACUUGGUCAACAUGAUUUAGAAAAGAGAUUGAAAACGCAACCUCGCCUCUCAAAUGCAGAAAGAAAAAUAAUAUGGCGACAAUUAGUCAGCAUUGCAAUGGUUCUUCAUGAUAAUAAUAUUGUACAUCUUGAUAUUAAGCCUCAAAAUCUUAUAGUAUUUCCUGGUAAUAGAAUCAAAUUGGGUGAUCUUGGUAUCGCUCAAAAAGCAUACCGACAUAGGGUUGGAAGUAAUGGUACUUGGUUAUAUUCGGCACCAGAAGUAACAAUGGCUCCAAGACAUCAUGUUGCAGUAAAUACAUCAAAAUCAGAUGUUUGGUCAUGGGGUGCUGUUCUCUACCGUAUGACUUAUCAAGAACCACCUGAGUAUACGCCUCCAUGUUAUCGUCCACCAAAGAAUCAACAUACAUAUCGAGAUCCUCAGCUUGUUGAUGUACUACGACAUACGCUCGUUCGUGACAUAAGAGAAAGAGCAGAUCCUCCAUGGCUUACUCGACAUCCUUACACGGGAACACCUUGA
Messenger RNA from Rotaria socialis, 906 nucleotides. NCBI's taxonomy places the organism in Eukaryota, Metazoa, Rotifera, Eurotatoria, Philodinida, Philodinidae. The record is from the annotation of a GenBank genome assembly.